This is a messenger RNA of Coffea arabica (coffee), 940 nucleotides long. RefSeq names its product transcription factor bHLH148-like. Gene Ontology annotation, biological process: regulation of DNA-templated transcription. Gene Ontology annotation, molecular function: protein dimerization activity. Lineage: Eukaryota; Viridiplantae; Streptophyta; Magnoliopsida; Gentianales; Rubiaceae. The record is from RefSeq and is a predicted model, not a curated record.
GCGUUGUGUUUGCAUAGGUGAAUCAAAACUCAACCGAUCAUUCCUAUUUCUAUCGGCGUUGGAAAUACACGUCUACCUACCUCGAUGGCGUCAACGGCGGUGUCCAAUCCGGCAGUAAAUAACUCCGACAGAUCACUUCUGAGGAGAAAAAAGAAGAAGAAAAUUCCGAAUCAGAACCAAAACCUCAGAAAUCAAGCUCAAGCCGCUCAAACUGAAUGGAAAUCCGAUACUCAACAACAAGCUUACUCUUCCAAGCUUCUCCAAGCUCUCCGCCGAGUCCGAAUCACCGGCGGCGCUGCUCCGAAGGGCGGCAGAGCAGUGCGGGAUGCUGCGGAUAGAGUGCUGGCGGUGGCGGCGAAAGGUCGGACGCGAUGGAGCAGAGCGAUUCUGACCAACAGGAUAAAGCUGAAAUUUAUGAAGAAUAGCGCCAGUCACAAGAGGCAGAGAGUGACGGUGACCACCGGGAACAGCCGGUGGCAGAAGAAGCCGAGAGUGUCGAUAUUGAGGUUGAAGACGAAGAACUUACCGGCGUUUCAGAGGAAGGCGCGUGUUCUCGGCCGGUUAGUUCCCGGUUGCAGGAAGCAGCCUCUGCCGGUAAUUUUGGAAGAGGCGACCGAUUAUAUAGCAGCUCUGGAGAUGCAAGUUCGGGCCAUGACUGCCUUGACUCAAUUGCUUUCUGGAGCCUCCUCCUCCUCCUCCUCUUCUUCUGCUUCUUCUUCCUCUUCCAGCUCUGUUAACGCUCUUAAUCAGCUCGGCUCAAGCCGGCAUCCUCCGGCUAGCUGAUAGCACUAAUUCUCGUUCUUUUUUUUUUUUUUUAAUUUUUCCUUUACAGUUUCUCUUCUCCCUGUCUCCAUCGCUUAUGAAUAUUCUCCUGUCAAAUACUAGUACUGCUCCAACAACUAAUUGUCUAAUAUUCAGUACAUUCUUCUCUUUUUUUUUA